GUGGUGUUAGUGUCAGUUCCUGAUGAGCCAAGCUAUCGUAAACAUGGCUGACACAGGAGAAGCAGAUGGACCUGCAGUUGACAUUACACGUGCAAAGGUUGAAGGAAAGGAGUUGACCAAAGAGGAGAAACAAAGACUGAGAAAGGAGAAGAAACAGCAGAAGAAACAGAAAGAUAAAAAGGGUGAGAACGAUGAAAAGGCCCCGUCGGAAAGAGAUAAAGAAAAGCCUGUCACCCCAUCCUCGACACUACUGUCUAUGAAACCUCCAACACAAAAAGCUCCCUCAGCUCCCUCAGCAGUGCCUGCACCUUCAGCUGCAUCUCCCCCCAUGCCUGCCUCUGAAGUUCCUGGCCCCAGCCCCAUGCCUGGCCCCGCCUCUUCAGACAAGCCUGUUAAGAGUAAAGCUGAACUAAAGGCAGAGAGGCGUGCGCGGCAAGAGGCCGACCGGGCGUCCAAACAGGGCAAGAAGGGCGGAGAGCCUGGCCCACAGGCCUCUUCCAGCAAACCCAAGGCUCCCCCAAAUGAACUCCAGCCAGUGGUGAAACGGCUUCCAGAACAUGUCCAAGUAGAUGACCCUGCAGUGGUGAAAAAACUUGCCAAGAAGUUGGAAAGACAACAGAUCCCGCUCCGGUCCGAUUACGGGUACAAAGUCAGCCUCUUCUCUCACCUUCAUCAGUACAGCAAGAAAGCACCUCUCACACAGCAGAUCAGCAUCCCCUCCAUGGUGAUCCACCCCUCGGUUGUGCGGUUGGGUCUGCAGUACUCUCAGGGCAUCGUGGCAGGAUCCAACGCUCGCUCGGUGGCUCUUCUUCACGCCUUCAAACAGGUCAUAAGGGACUACAACACCCCCCCCAAUGAGGAGCUGUCGAGGGACUUGGUGAACAAGCUGAAGCCCUAUAUCAGUUUUCUUAAUCAGUGUCGCCCUCUAUCAGCAAGUAUGGGAAAUGCGAUCAAAUACAUCAAGAAGGAGAUCUCCAAUAUACCCAGUCAGUGCAAAGAGGAGGAGGCCAAGAAUAAGCUGCAGACUUGUAUAGACAGUUAUAUCAAUGAGAAGAUCACCCUGGCAGCCGAAGCCAUAUACGAAUAUGCCAUAGAGAAGAUCAGUGACGGAGAUGUCAUUCUAGUAUAUGGAUGUUCAUCCUUGGUCAACCACAUCCUAUGCGAGGCCUCUGAGAAGAGCAGGAAGUUCAGAGUGAUCGUGGUGGACAGCAGGCCUCGUCUGGAGGGCAGGGAGGCCCUGAGGAGACUGGUCCAGAGAGGCAUCCGCUGCACCUAUGUUCUCAUCUCAGCCCUCUCCUACAUCCUACCUGAGGUAUCUAAAGUGUUCUUGGGUGCCCACGCACUGCUGGCCAAUGGCUACGUGAUGUCGCGUGUGGGGACAUCUCAGGUGGCGCUGGUGGCCAAGGCCUUCAAUGUGCCUGUGCUGGUGUGCUGCGAGACCUACAAGUUCUGCGAGAGGGUCCAGACUGACUCAUUUGUGUCCAACGAGCUAGGCGACCCUGAUGACCUGAUGGUGACCCGGAAAGGGAAGACGCAGCUGGAGCACUGGCAGGAAGUGCCCUCGCUGGGCCUGCUCAACUUGGUCUAUGAUGUCACGCCUCCGGACUUUGUGGACCUGGUGAUCACAGAGCUGGGCAUGAUACCCUGCACCUCUGUCCCCGUGGUCCUGCGGGUCAAAAAUGUGGAUCAGUGAGACGGUCGAAUUGGUCUCAAUCCCUGCGUCCCAUUAGCAGCAACACCAACACUGUGCUUUUGGCAUGCAAUAAAUGUAUAUCUGAACAUGGCACAUGCUUUUUAAA
This is a messenger RNA of Hypomesus transpacificus, 1799 nucleotides long. RefSeq names its product eukaryotic translation initiation factor 2B, subunit 4 delta (gene eif2b4). The transcript has 13 exons. Bases 23 to 1693 code for a protein of 556 amino acids. The record is from RefSeq and is a predicted model, not a curated record. NCBI's taxonomy places the organism in Eukaryota, Metazoa, Chordata, Actinopteri, Osmeriformes, Osmeridae.